AUGGCGGACGAUCUGGACCGGCUGCUGGACGAGGUGGAGAGGCGGCUGUGCCACCGGCGCGGCGGCGGCGGCGGCCAGGAGCAGCCCGCGGCGGCCAAGGAGGGCAGAUCAGCUAAAGUGUUAAUGAGUGCUGGCAGCAGCAAAGAAGAUCUGGAUGACAUUAUUGAUGAAAUCUGUAAUGACAGCAGCUUUACCAAAACACCUCCGAAAUUGAAGUCUAAUUCUGCAAGUCUCACACCUGAAAGAAAUAGUGUUGUUGUACAGGCACAUGGGAAAAGAUGCUGUCCAGUGUACCUGGGUGGAAGCCUUUCACCAUCUGGGAUAGGAACAAAUAUUUCAAAAAGAGCGUGUGAUCGGCUGCGCUGCACUGCUUGUGACUUCCGCGUGUCGCUUUUCAAUGACUACGUCUGGGAUCAGUCCUGUGAUUAUCUUUUUUUCAGGAAUAACAUGCCUGAGCUCAGUAAACUAAGAGCAAAGAUGAUAAAGAAGAAAGGAGCACGUGCAUAUGCUUGUCAGUGCAGCUGGAGAUCCAUUGAUGAAUUAACUGACCUUCAAACAGAGCAGCAGCUUCGCUGGGUUUGUGGUAAACAUGGAGAAUGAAGUCUUCUUGUGUAGGAUACCUACUUGUGUGGAAGUGGCUCUUAAAAUCAAUUUGUUUCCUAUGCAGUUCUCUGAGAUCAGAUGGAAAAUUGAAUACUUAAAACUAGAAAUAGAUUGUAACACCCAGAUUUCAACCUGAAAACUUCUUUUAAAAUUUAACUGUCUUACAAGCAGUGUGGGGAGUUGAAUUGUUAGGAGAAAUAACCAACUUGGAGGCUUUCUGGAAGCUAAAUGAGGUUAAAGUUCAUACUCAGUAGUGUUAAAGAAAAGAAGGGGAAAUAACAGACCUGGGCAUGGGCAAAGCAUCUUGAGACUCUUCCUCACAUCUAGCAGAGAGCCUUAUUUCCCAUGUCUGCAGAAUCCUGGACUCAAAAUGAUGGUCUGGGAAACAACCAUGACACACAAGCACAUAAACUUCUGCACAGAAGUGAAUCCUGCUCUUCUGCUUUGCUCAUAGUUGUUAAUGAGCAAGUGGUUGUUUGUCUCUUAAAAAAUUACUAUGGGAUCAGCUCUCAUCUUAAAGGUUUCAGCACACCCCAAAACUUUACUUACUUUUACCCACCAGUAGCCAAAAAUGCAGGCGCUGAAUAUUUUCUUCCAGUGUCAACUGCUUUCUUCAGAGCACCUUGUGCUGACUAAGGACUUCUACCACAGUGAAUUUCUUGAACUUCUCUUCAGCCCCCACUGCACAAGAAAUGAAAAAAUUGUUGUGCAAUUAUUAAAUGUGCAAUUUUAAAAUAUUCAGUUUUAAAGAGAUUCUGAAGUCUAUGUUACUCUUUUAUCAGUAUUUUCAAUGGAAAAAGGCUCAAGCUUUUAAGAGUGAGAAAAUAUACAUCCCCACUCCUGUUCAAGUUUAGAUUUUUUUCAGUUUCACUUACCUUUCACUUCAGCUUCUCUUGAAAAAAUUUUGUCUUUAGAUAGUGCAACUGUCCUGUUUCAACACACUCCCCUCAGUAGCAUUGUUUGGUGAGUUGUCUUGCUUACAAUCAUUCAUGAGCUUUUGCUUUUCAUUAUGUAUAAAUAACACAGAAGAUAGAUUUGAGGUUUCUGCAGGGGGAGAGGGAGGAAGGAGUAACCAGUCCUGUCAUUUACUACAUUGAAAAGUGUCUCAAUAUGGGAAGUCUGUCUGUGUUUUUGCUGCAUAGUAUGUGUAUCUGUACAGAUAAAUUCAGAAAUACUUACUUUGGGCAAUUCUGGCUUUACAGAGCCAUUUCCCUUUCUCUGAAGUUGUGCUCAUGGUUCUAAUCUGUAUAUUUGUUCUGUUUCUGAGCCUUUCCAAAACAAUUGUAUGGUCUUACAGAGGUGAUUCCUGUGUCUGUCACCCUUUGGAGGAGCAGAUCUCAGUAGUGAUUGGAGGCAUCAUGCACUCUGCACCCUGCUCACCUUGUCCUUCCAUGGGUGCUUGUUUCAGAGCCUGCAGAGCCCAGCAGUGUGCCUGGGAAGUCUGGCAGUGCUUCCUCAGUGCUCCAGACUGCUCCUUCCAGGGCCCAUGCAGCCUUGCUGGAGAGUCAGGGGUGACUUGGCUUUGGAGAGGUACUACUUGGCUUGAUGGUGUAGACAUAUUUAGGGUCAUGUGUUGUUUUCAGUGAAUUUGGUAUUUUGGGCUGAAGUUUCAACUGCUAGAGUCCAAAACUGCAGUUUCAGGACCAGAGACCAGUUGACUACUGCUCAGUCUCAGCUCCUAAAAGAGCUCUGCUUGUCUUUCUGUCCUUUGUGAAGAUACAACCCUGGGGUGUACACUGUGAGUAUUCCAGGGUGUUUUUCAGGUGGGCCCAGGCAACU
Melozone crissalis (California towhee) is the source of this 2382-nucleotide messenger RNA. RefSeq names its product cilia and flagella associated protein 418 (gene CFAP418). The record is from RefSeq and is a predicted model, not a curated record. Lineage: Eukaryota; Metazoa; Chordata; Aves; Passeriformes; Passerellidae. The transcript is spliced from 6 exons. The coding region runs from base 1 to 600 and encodes 199 amino acids. Gene Ontology annotation, cellular component: cytosol.